AUGGACGAGGAGGCGGCGAUGGAGGCGGCAGCCGAUCAGGUGUUGACGGGCAGGACCAAUAUUGUAUCAUGUAUUUGGCAUAUGCUCAAGAACAUACGUCGACACAUCAAGAGAGUAUUCCCAAAACGCGUGGAUCAGGAGGCGUUCAUGGAUGUUUUCAAUGAAGCCCGAGAAGCUAUUACAGAGGAUGCCUUCAGGAUGAUAUGGAUGGGUCUUUGUCAAAGAUUUGGUGGGGAAGGCAGAGGGGAGCGUCGCGAGCCUGAGAUCAAAAGCAAGGUCAAGGGCAAGAAGGUAGAGAAGGUCAAAGGUGAGGAAAAGAAGGACUCGUCGAGCCAGGACGACCAGCUUAAUGCGCCGCCGUCGAGAGCACUGGGCCCUUGGGUCAAGACCAUCUUUACCGCCGGGAUGCGGUCUUCGCAGCGAGUUGAGAUGACCCACAGGUUGAUCAAGAUGCUCGGUGUCAACAGUCAGACACCUUUGCAGCGACUCCUGGAAUUCAUCUCUACGAAGCUCAACAAGGAGCUCGCUUUUGCCAUCGUCGGUAGAGUGACCAAUCACAGCAAAGACCUCGACGGGGUCAUUGCUUGUGACUUGAAGAUGGUGCUCUCUGCUUCCAGUCGGUUCCUGGAUCACUAUGCUAUGAGCCAAAUGAGAAUCGAGCUUGCUCAGUCCUAUGGUUUCCAGCAUAGAGUUAUCGACCCUCAAAGCUUUUCUCAAGAUAUCUCCAAAGAUGAUUUGAGCAGAGAAAACCUUCUCAGGAGAUCUAUUUGCACUAUUGUCGAGAACGUUGAGUGCAAGGUUGACAAAGUAUACUUGAUCACGGUUUCAAGUACAGAAUCGACGACGUUGCCGGAGUAUAUGCGAUGGUACACCGAGGGCAUGCAGGAUAAUCCUCGACUUAAUUCAACGCUCGACGAGCUCCAGCAUGUCAGGGCCAAUACCUAUGCUGAGAGCACAGCCGCUAACAAGGAUAGGCGCGGCACCAUCCGCCGUAUCAAAGAGGAGCAAGGCGAUCAAGGCUGUGCAUUCGAAGACCGCAAGUGCCGUGAGGAAAUUUACGAAUACGAUAAGCGACCUGGACGUUAG
Molecule: messenger RNA, 1086 nt
Organism: Linnemannia hyalina
Lineage: Eukaryota; Fungi; Mortierellomycota; Mortierellomycetes; Mortierellales; Mortierellaceae
Source: the annotation of a GenBank genome assembly